AUGGCUCAGUCCUGGUACAACGCCAUCCAGGCCGGAGCUGGCAGCCUGUUACAGCGAGUGAAGGAGGGGAUGAGGAGCCUGCUGCCCCAUAUGGACGUCAAACAUGUGGGCUGGAUCACGGAGCAGAUGAGCCAGGGUCCAGAGAAGCCAGUGCUGGCCGUCCUGACCGACAGAGACCUGCUGCUCUACUCCUCACUGCCGGAGGCCAAAGAGAGUCUCAACAAUCCCUCCAAGAGCUACCCCCUCAUCACAACCAGACUGGUGCACUCGGGUCCAGGAAAGUCCUCUCCUCUGCUGGACUCGGAGCUCUCUUUCGGGGUGCGCUCGGGGACCAAGCAGGGCGUGGAGACCCAUGUGUUUAGAGUGGACUCGGCCAAAGACCUGUCGCUGUGGACCCACCUGCUGGUAGAGGGCUGUCACAACGCCGCAGAGCUGGUCAAAGAGGUCUCCACAGCUUGCAGCUGGAAUGGGAAAGAGUGUACUCUGUGCGUCCACAUCGACGAGGGCUUCACCCUCUUCACGGAGGAGAUGGGAGUGAGGAAGAGCGUCCUGCUGCAGCAGCCCUUCGAGCGCCUCAAGAUGUCCUCCGACGACGGCGUGCGCAUGAUGUUCCUCGACUUUGGAGGCUCCGAGGCCGAAAUACAAUUGGACCUCCACAGUUGCCCCAAAACUCUAGUCUUCAUCAUCCACUCUUUCCUGUCAGCUAAAGUCAGACGACUGGGGCUGCUAGCAUGA
Knipowitschia caucasica is the source of this 735-nucleotide messenger RNA. Lineage: Eukaryota; Metazoa; Chordata; Actinopteri; Gobiiformes; Gobiidae. The record is from the annotation of a GenBank genome assembly.